ACAUAAUCGGUUCAUUUUUUUUUCCAGAUUGAAGAAUGUUGAGGAGUUCACCCGUGCUACAAUUAAGAAAUUAACUCAAGGAAUGGCUGAAAACACCAAAUCUAUGGCAGAUGCUAAAACUGAUGAAGAAAAGGAUAAAAUUAAAACUAAAAAACAGAAUGCUACUACUGGGUUGCGUACCUGCAAUAAUAUUUUGACGAUGACGAAGCCAUUGCACGCAAAAGCUCCUUCUUUUAUUGGAGAUAAGCGAAUCAACCUUUCUUGGAAAGAAGUAACCAAGACUGUGUCACCUACCAUACCAGCUGCUGGAGCAAAACGGCCUGCUACUGCUGGCAAUGGAUCCAACAAUACUGCAUUAAAGAAGGGUCGAGGUUCUGGUGGUAUGCAAAAUCAACUUGUCAAUAGAGCGCUAGAUGGAGUAUCUGGUGGAGGGAGAGGCGGAUUUUCUGGUGGAGGUAGAGGUGGAUUUUCUGGUGGAGGGAGAGGCGGAGCAAGAGGCCGGGGCCGGGGACACAAUUCAACUGAAUGAUAACUUGUCAUUCGAAGUAUUACCUGUAAGAAUUGAUGAUAGGAAGAUUAAGCAAUUAAGGAGCUAGGAUGUUUCCUUGGUCAAGGUAAUUUGGAACCCAACUACUGGAGAUGCAACUUGGGAAUUGGAGAGCAAGAUGAGGGAACAACACCCUGAGUUGUUUAUCGAUGCGUAGUUUCGAGGACGAAACUAAUUUUAGGGGUAGUAAUGUAAGACCCAUAGUUUUUAAAUCAUAAAUUAUGCAAUUUUAGGGUAUUUUAGUGUUGAACUCUGAGGUUUUUUAGCCAAAUUAUUGUAUUUUAGUGUUUUGUGAAUUUAAUGCCAAAAAUAUUUUUUGAUCCCCGA
This is a messenger RNA of Cicer arietinum (chickpea), 874 nucleotides long. Its product is annotated as apoptosis inhibitor 5-like protein API5. NCBI's taxonomy places the organism in Eukaryota, Viridiplantae, Streptophyta, Magnoliopsida, Fabales, Fabaceae. The record is from RefSeq and is a predicted model, not a curated record. Gene Ontology annotation, molecular function: mRNA binding. Gene Ontology annotation, cellular component: nucleus. Gene Ontology annotation, biological process: regulation of programmed cell death.